This is a messenger RNA of Linum tenue, 1402 nucleotides long. The record is from the annotation of a GenBank genome assembly. NCBI's taxonomy places the organism in Eukaryota, Viridiplantae, Streptophyta, Magnoliopsida, Malpighiales, Linaceae.
AGAAGUAGAAAAAGUGUCUUCUCUUUGAAAUGGCGUUAAAGGAGGCUGGCGGUUCUCUUCCUGUUCCCAACGUUCAACAGCUAGCUUCGAGCUCCAACGAUGUACCCAUUAGGUACAUACGCCCUGAACUCGAGCUCGAACGAGUUUCUAGUGAUGAUGAGUAUGUUCAAGUUCCAGUGAUCGAUAUGAGCAAGCUGGAUGAUGGUGACGACGAUGAUGAUGUCGAGUUGGCUAAACUGCAUUCGGCUUGUAGGGAUUGGGGAUUCUUCCAGGUGAUCAACCAUGGGAUUGCGGAGGAGGUGAUUCUAAAAAUGAAGGCAGACAUUGAAGAAUUCUUCAACCAACCAAUGCAAGUGAAAAUGGAAUCUGCACAGCUACCAAAUGGCUUUGAAGGAUACGGCCAAGUGUUUGUCGUAUCGAAAGAGCAAAAGCUUGAUUGGGGUGACAUGUUGUUCAUCAUUACACAACCUAUUCAUGGAAGAAGCAUGGAGUUGUGGCCGAGAAUUCCCUCUUCGUUCAGGGAAACUCUCGAGCAGUAUUCGAUAGAGCUAGAAAAGCUAGCUAGAUGCUUGUUGAGUUUCAUGGCCAGGAACUUGGGGCUCGAGUCUGAAAAGCUACUCACUUUGUUCAACGAAGGAUUGCAAAGUAUGAGAAUGAACUACUAUCCGCCAUGUGAGCAAGCUAACAAGGUCAUCGGUCUUGCCCCACACUCCGAUGGUAGUGGAUUGACUUUGCUGACUCAGGUGAAUGAAGUACAAGGUUUGCAAAUCAGGAAAGAUGGGAAAUGGGUUCCCAUUCAUCCCAUUCCGGGUGCCUUCAUCGUUAAUAUCGGCGAUGUGCUUGAGAUCAUGAGCAAUGGAGAAUACAAGAGCAUCGAGCACAGGGCAGUAGUGAAUCCAGAAAAAGAGAGGCUUUCAAUUGCAACAUUCCACAGCCCAAACUUUAGUGCCACGAUUGGACCAUUGUCGAACCUUCUCACCAAGGACAAGAAGGGACAAGCACCAAAUUACAAAUCCAUAUCACACGAGGAUUAUUUGAAGCUUGGGGCAAAAAUUAAACUCGACGGCAAAGGAAAAGGCCUUAUUCAUCAAAUGAAAAUACAACCUGAAGCCCUCAAUGGUGAAAAAUAGUUCCGAAGUUCAAAAUAAACUAGUUCAAUGCAUUUGUACUUCAAACUGUGUAACAAUGAUGGAAAAGAGGUAUGAUGAUCCAAUUUUAUCGAGUGAAUUUUUAAAUAUUUACUUCAUAUAUUUGAAAUUACAUCACUUAUAGCAGUUAUGAGGAUGAGCACACCCAUUGCACUUUUUUAUGAUGAAAAUAGGGCGCUAAGAGUGCCCUAACCGUUAUUAAUCAAACUAAACGGGGAGUUUGAGCCUCAACAUGAUCAAAGUAAAACCAGUAC